This is a messenger RNA of Staurois parvus, 516 nucleotides long. The record is from the annotation of a GenBank genome assembly. Lineage: Eukaryota; Metazoa; Chordata; Amphibia; Anura; Ranidae.
AUCAAGCACCUAGACAUUCGGACUUCUACAAAAAUUUGUGAAAGAAUGGGUCGCUUUCAGGAGCUCAGUGAAUUCAAGCGUGGUACCGUGAUAGGUUGCCACCUGUGCAAUAAGUCCAUCCAUGAAAUUUCCUUGCUACUAAAUAUUCCACGCUGAACUGUUUGUGGUAUUACAACAAAGUGGAAGCAACUGGGAACAACAGCAACGUGGUAGGCCACGUAAAAUGACUAAGCGGGGUCAGAGCAUGUGCAGAAUCUGCCAACUGUCUGCAGGGUCAAUAGCUAAGGACCUUCAAACCUUGAGUGGCCUUCAGAUUAUCACAACAACAGUGCGUAGAGAGCUUCAUGGAAUGGGUUUACAUGGCCGAGCAGCUGCAUCCAAGUCUUACAGCACCAAGUGCAAUGCAAAACUGACAAAUCAUGCUUCUCUGUCUGGCAAUCUGAUGGACGUGUCUGGGUUUGGCGAUUGCCAGGAGAAUGGUACUUGCCUGAGUGCAUUGUGCCAAGUGUAAAGUUU